Drosophila suzukii is the source of this 2752-nucleotide messenger RNA. RefSeq lists its product as uncharacterized. NCBI's taxonomy places the organism in Eukaryota, Metazoa, Arthropoda, Insecta, Diptera, Drosophilidae. Gene Ontology annotation, cellular component: nascent polypeptide-associated complex; cytosol. The record is from RefSeq and is a predicted model, not a curated record.
UAAUAAAAGCAGCGCUGCUGCUGCGUUGGAUUCGGUGGAUUCGUUGGAUUCUACUGGCGGAUCGUGGGCCUGUCCACUGCAUUCGUGAUUUCGCCCGUGGAGUUGCACAUCGUGUCUCUAUAGCUGGCCAACAAAUACCGAUUGCAAGAUGAAUGUGGAGAAGCUGAAGCGCCUGCAGGCCCAGGUUCGGAUCGGGGGGAAGGGCACUCCUCGGCGGAAGAAGAAGGUCAUGCACCAGACGGCGGCCACCGACGACAAGAAGCUGCAGAGCUCCCUCAAGAAGCUGUCGGUGAGCACUAUCCCGGGCAUCGAGGAGGUCAACAUCAUCAAGGAUGACCUCACGGUGAUUCACUUCAACAACCCCAAGGCGCAGGCUUCCUUGUCGGCCAACACCUUCGCCGUCACUGGUCACGGGGAGACCCGAAAGGUGGUGGAAAUGCUGCCGGACAUCCUGCCCCAGCUGGGCCAGGAGACGGUCGUCCAACUGCGGAUGUAUGCCAACGCCAUGAACAGUCAGAAGGGCGGUGCACCCGGCGACGGACCUCUUCCCGCCGAGGAGGACGAUGACGUGCCCCAGCUCGUGGGCGACUUCGAUGAGGUGGCCAAGGUGGAGGCCACCACCAAGCAGCCAGAACAGGCGCCAAAGGAUUCGGUAGAGAACAAACCAAAGGACAAGCCUCAGCAGCAGCAGCAGCCCAAGAAGGAUCAAAAGCAGCCACAGAAGGCGCCGGAGACCAAACCCAACGAGAAACCCAAGGAGAAACAGGACAACAAGAAGGGUCAGGCCAAAGAAGCCAAGAAGAACGAUCAGCAGGGCAACAAGGAGAAGCCAAAUAAGAACAAGGAUCAGGCCAAGGGUCAACCAGCUCCUCAGACCAACAAGGAAAAGACACAAGCAGCGGAAACUCCAAAGCAGGAAACUCCAAAUAAGGAUCCUCCAAAGAAGGAAGCUCCAAAGCAGGAAGCUCAAAAGCAGGAAGCUCCAAAGCAGGAAGCUCUAAAGAAGGAUCUUCCCAAGCCAGCGGCGGAACAAAAGAAGGAGCAACCCAAACCCGCUGACCAGAAGAUUGAAACCAAGCCGGUGGAACAAAGCGUGGAGCAACCCAAGUCCAUGGAAAACAAACCCGCUGAGCAAAAAGUGGAGCCACCUAAACAGGCUGAGAAACCGGUGGAGAAACCUAAACAGGUUGAGCAGCCCAAAGCCACUGCACCAAAGGAUAAACUGCAAACUGGACAACAAGUGGAUCAGAAUACCCAGCCACAACCCGCUGAACAAAAGGUAGAGCAACCAAAGCCGGCAGAGCAAAGGAUUGACGCCAAACCAGCGGAGCAAAAACCCGAACCACUGAAGGAGACCUCUGGAAAGGCGGCCACGCCCACUGGUGUCCAGACUCUCGCCCAGAUCGUGGCCUCAGAGCCACCCAAGCAGGCAGAUCCUCCAGAGAAACCAGCCGGCGAAGUGGCAGCCACUCCUAAAAUUGAAGAGCAGAAGAAGGAGUCGCCUCCUCCAGCUCAGUUGGAGCCAACGAUUCCUCCAGCUGCACCUGUUUCCACUGCUGAGCCACCGAAGAGUGCUUCUAAACAGGAUUCACCACCAAAGAGUGCUCCUAAACAGGAGUCACCUCCAAAGGUUGCUCCUAAGCAGGAUUCUCCUCCAAAGAAUGCCCCCAAACAGGAUUCACCACCAAAGAGUGCUCCCAAACAACCAUCUCCUCCUAAGAACAACCAGGAUAAGCCCUUUGUAACGGAGAAACCUAAGCAAAAGACUCCUCCACCAGCUAAGCAGGUUACUCCACCGGCUGAAGUGGCAAAAACUCCAGCUCCAGAAGUUACCAAGACGCCCGCUCCAGAAGUUUCCAACGCACAGAUUGCUCAGGCACCGCCAAAACCUCAAGAUCAGACUGCAGAUUCUACCAAGAAGGAGGCACCACCACCCGCCAAGCCAGUGACGCCCCCAGCUCCAGUGGCUUCGGCCACUCCUGCAGAGGCGCCAUCCCCUCUGGCACCCUCCACUCCGCCCUCGACUCCCACAUCCGUACCACCUUCCGCAGCGGCCGUGACUCCGCCAUCUCCCGCCACAGUGACUCCGCCGUCGCCUGCUGCAGUUACUCCGCCCCAGAAACAGGCUGCGGCACCCCAGGCGCAGAAUGCCAAGAAGCAGGACUCAGGAGGACCAAAGCCAAAGCAGCAGCAACCUGCCAACAAGCCGCAGCAGGCGCAGAAGCAGCCACAAGGAGGACCAGCCGGAGCAGGAGGACCAGGGGGAAACAAGCCCCAGCAGAAACAGCCGAAUCCCAAUGCCAAUGCCAAGCCAGCAGUUGCUCCCAAGCCAGCUCAGCCUGCAGGAAAGCCAGCACCUGCAUCUCCGAAAGCAGCUCCCAAUCAGUCAGCUCAACAGCAGGGAAAACCAGCGGGCAAAGCCUCUCCUCCCAAGCAAACGGGACCAACUGGGGGGCAGCAGAAGCCAGCGGCGAACUCCCCCAAGGCCACGCCCUCUCCAAAGGCAGGUGGCUCCCCGAAGGCGGCCUCACCAAAGGCCGGAACUCCUCCCAAUCCCACUCCCUCUGCCGCCCCUGGAGGCAAUUGAUCCUCCUUUCAUCUCAUUUUCAAUCGGCUCCCUUGCAUUUCGAAUUUUCUCGCAUUUUCAGACUAUCUCUUCGAUUUCGUUAAUCUCUCUUUUAGUCCCAGGUACUAACAGUUUUUUGAUAAUUUGUGCCCUUUACUUUUUCAAUAAAAUUAUAAUUUACAAAAA